This is a messenger RNA of Stylonychia lemnae, 297 nucleotides long. Lineage: Eukaryota; Ciliophora; Spirotrichea; Sporadotrichida; Oxytrichidae. The record is from the annotation of a GenBank genome assembly.
AUGUGUUGCCCAGCAGAGGAUAUUAAUCCUACUAAUACAAUUAUGGCUACAAUCUGUCUAGUCUUGAACAUAUUUUUACCAGGAUUUGGAACUAUUUUGAAUGCUUGUCUAGGAGUGCAUGUUAUGGCAGGUCUGUUGUAUGGCAUCUGCUAAAUACUUCUUACUCCCCUAUUAAUUGGCUGGGUUUGGUCAAUUAUGUACGGAAUAAAGAUAGUAUAGUUUUCAGGAAAGCUAGGUGAAUAAUAUCAUUACGAAGCAGGAGCUCAACCAGGCGUGUCUGUCUAAUACGUGCCUUGA